AUGCUGGUAGGAAAUCAAAACGAGGACAUCUCACCAGCUCUUGGAUUACAUCUGAUUGGGUUGUCAACUGAUGGAGGUGGUGUGUUCGCAAGUUCAGUUCAGUCCAGUUUUUUGCCCCCAAAACGCGCAACCGUGGACCGCAACCAGUCUAGGACCGACCCAGAUAUUGAGGGAACUGAACCGAACCACCUAAGACCGGCUUUUGCAGUCUAUGGAGCCGGUUCAGACCGAUCCAGACCGGUUUUUUUGCGUAUAAUUUAUUAUACCAAUAUAAACCAUGUAUAUCUCGACUAUUAUUGCUCUGAAAAAUAG
This is a messenger RNA of Laccaria bicolor S238N-H82, 312 nucleotides long. RefSeq lists its product as uncharacterized. The transcript is spliced from 2 exons. The record is from RefSeq and is a predicted model, not a curated record. Bases 1 to 312 code for a protein of 103 amino acids. NCBI's taxonomy places the organism in Eukaryota, Fungi, Basidiomycota, Agaricomycetes, Agaricales, Hydnangiaceae.